Messenger RNA from Cuscuta epithymum, 1581 nucleotides. The record is from the annotation of a GenBank genome assembly. NCBI's taxonomy places the organism in Eukaryota, Viridiplantae, Streptophyta, Magnoliopsida, Solanales, Convolvulaceae.
CCCCCCGCCUUUUUUGGCUGCCCUUUAGGUGUUUGAACGGAACACAGUAACACACCCUAGGUCCCUAACCGCAAUACCGCAUCUUCUUCUUAGUGUUCAUCACUAUUCACUACUGACGAGGCGACCACCACUCUUCAUCAACAGAGUCGGCAUCAACCAGCACCGUCCGCCGCAACCCCGCGAACACGCGAGCCGCCACCGGCUACCGCGCAGCCCUGCCUUCCGCCGCACCUGCAAGCUGGAAAAAAUUCAGUUACUCGCUACUCAGCUAGCAUAAAUGGUUGAGGCUACAACAUUGGACAUGGAAGGAAGAGUUGGCAGUCAAGCUCCUCAGCUGAUUGAGGUGCUGAAGGAUAUGAAAGCAGGCUUGGAUACCGUGAGGUCCAAGGUGCAGGCUUUGACUUCAAAGGUGAAAGGAAAUCAGUUUCCAACAUCAGACGGUAUAAGCUAUCUUGAAGUGAAACAUCUGUUACUUCUGAACUAUUGUCAGUCACUGGUCUAUUAUUUGCUUCGGAAGGCCAAGGGGAUGUCAAUUGACGGACACCCUGUUGUUCGUAGUCUUGUAGAGAUAAGACUCUUUCUGGAGAAGAUUCGUCCUAUUGAUAAGAAGAUGCAAUAUCAAAUUCAGAAGCUGACAAGAGUAUCUGAAACUGCAGCUGAAAAAUCAGUUUCGACUGACAAAGGAUCAAAUACAACUCAAGAGGACUUGUUAAAAUAUCGUCCCAAUCCUGAGUUGAUGACUAGCAAAAGAAUUGCAGAAGACUCGAAUGGUAUCUAUAAACCUCCAAAGUUUGCUCCAGCUAUAAUGGAUGAAGGUAAGACAUCAAGACAAGAGAGGAAUGCUCUGAGGAAGGAGAAAGAGAUGCUUCGACAGUCUAAACAAAACACAUAUGUGAAAGAGUUGAUUAAUGAUAUUGAAGGAAAACCUGAAGAGUGGAGGGAGUCUGGAGCAGAGAGUAGAGAACUUAGACAGUAUAUGGAUAAGAUGGAAAAGCGUGAUAGAAAAGAGGAGGAUCUUUUCAACCGUGCCCCUCUCACAAAAUUGGAGAAGAAGCAAAUGAAACGUCUAAAGAAGUCACAAAACGGGUUACAGGGGCUGACCGAGAGUUUUUUUGAUGAGGCGAUGGCUCUAAAUUUUGAUGAAGGUGUUUCUGAUCGAUCAAUUGACUUGGGGGGUAAAGAAAGAAAGCAGCACAAGAAACGUAAGAGAAGGAAUUGAUUAUCUGAAAGAUCAUAUAUUGGGCUUGCGGGCUUCACUUUUCCUUUAUCAACAGACGAUUAUUUCUCCCUUAGCAUGAGCAGAGGCUUGUUUUCGAAGUACUUUUAAUGCUGUUGUUUCUGUAGAAUAGAAAUAGAAAGGCACUGUAAUUUUUUGUUCCGUGAGUAGUUUGACUUUUUGCACAAUAAAUAUUCACUCCUUUGAUAGGGUUUGGGAAUGUCAAGGUUUCAUCCACCCACCCAUCCAAUAUUUUACCUUUUCUAACAAUCAUGAAUGUUGGGAUGAUAGAUAAAUCAUGGAUUUAAGUAUUUAACUUAUGUGAGAGUGCAGCUAAAAUGCGCACUCUGAGUGUUGAAUUUUGC